AUACAUAUACACACAUACACUCAUAGAAAGCCGACACACUAAUACAAACGGACUGACGGUUAAGAUUUAAACCUGGAGCGAGACACCUUCUCUGCCAUUAUGCUUUUCUUCUAUCUCUUGUCAUUGGCUGUGGACAGUGUUUCUGCUAUCAACCGACAUUACUAUUUGGCAGCGACAGAGGUGGAUUGGGACUACGCUCCACUUGGAUACGAUGUGACGGCAACUAACGCCACGGAUGCGGGAAUAUUUUUAAAACAUGGCACAAACCGUAUAGGGCACAUUUACAAGAAAGCUAUUUAUAAAGAAUACACAGAUGAUACGUUUUCCGUGGAACGAACCAAACCAGGCUGGCUUGGAAUUGUGGGGCCGAUUCUUCAUGGAGAACUUGGAGAUACUAUUUAUGUUCAUUUCUGGAACCGAGCCAGACGCCAUUAUUCUGUCCACCCUCACGGUAUACGAUAUACCAAAGGGAAUGAAGGAGCACUUUAUCUGGACAAAACUUAUGGGCCGAAAAAAGUUGACGAUAUGGUACCACCUGGUGAACGCUAUCUGUAUGCUUGGAAUAUCACAGAGAAUUUCGCCCCUGCCAGAGAUGAUGAGAAUUGUAUAGCCUGGGCCUACCACUCGCACGUCCUAACCACAAGGGAUACGAACACCGGACUUAUUGGUCCGCUCAUUACAUGCAAAGCAGGUGUACUGGACGCCGACGGAAACCGACGUGAUGUGAAACAAGAAUUCGUGUUACUGGCUAAAGUAUUUGACGAGAACAAAAGCUGGUAUCUCAGGGACAACCUGAAGAAAUGUGGCAAUCCAAAGUCCUGCUAUACCGAACAUCGAUCCCACGACCCUGAUUUUAUACAGUCCAACCUACUAUAUGCCAUCAAUGGAUAUACCUUUGGCAACGGACCCGAUUUUUCUACCUGCACCGGAACCACUAUAGCCUGGCACAUCAUGGGCAUGGGAAGUAACUCAGAUUUGCAUUCGAUUCAUAUUGAAGGACAAGUUUUCCAGAAAGAUCAACAUACAUUAGACACCAUUCGAGUGGCACCAGCCGUGUUUAAAACAUCACCUAUGCGUGUUUCUCAAUACCCAGGAUCAUGGCUCAUUAACUGCCAAAUUGCACAUCAUUUCACAAGUGGAAUGUUGGCCUAUUUGAACAGUCAAAAGUGUGAGUCUGACUGGCCACACGACAGUCUAACCAGCCAUUCACCAGUUAGUCGGACUUACUUCCUGUCUGUCGAGGAAGUUGUAUGGGAUUAUGCCCCGUCUGGAAUGGAUCUCUUUCUGGGAGGUCGACUGGAUCGUAAUGGAAG
This is a messenger RNA of Octopus sinensis (East Asian common octopus), 1313 nucleotides long. Its product is annotated as ferroxidase HEPHL1-like. Gene Ontology annotation, cellular component: plasma membrane. The annotation marks the transcript as partial. The record is from RefSeq and is a predicted model, not a curated record. Gene Ontology annotation, molecular function: copper ion binding; oxidoreductase activity. The transcript is spliced from 6 exons. Gene Ontology annotation, biological process: iron ion transport. NCBI's taxonomy places the organism in Eukaryota, Metazoa, Mollusca, Cephalopoda, Octopoda, Octopodidae.